Molecule: messenger RNA, 1026 nt
Organism: Naegleria fowleri
Lineage: Eukaryota; Heterolobosea; Eutetramitea; Acrasida; Naegleriidae
Exons: 4
Coding region: 1-1026 (341 amino acids)
Source: RefSeq, a predicted model, not a curated record
AUGGUUGUUGUUCAUCAAACAAAUCCCGAACAACAACAAGAAAAUCCCGAUGAACGUACCACCGAAUUAGUGUUUUACAUCAUUGAUGGAUGUUUGGCCAUUGUUUUUUUAUUGUGUGCAUUGUUUUAUGUGAUUUUAUUCAUUACCAAACGAAGUAGUUUGACGAAAAGAUUUUUGAUGGAAAAUAGUGUUCCGAGUAUGUCGAUUAUCAUGUUGGUGUUUUGUUUGGUGAAAUCCAUUCAUGUAGUGUGUCCAAUAUUUGAAUUAUUGGACAAUAAGAUUGCAACUUUUGUGUUAACAGUGGUACAAUUUGUGACGCUCUACAUUACAACAUUUCUAUUAUUUUCCAUCUCAUUAAUUUCUCUCUAUUAUGGAAUUAAGCAAUAUACAGUGAAUGGAAGUGUCAUCUCACAACGAGGAUUAUUUUUUUACAAAAUAUUAUUCACAAUAUUGAUUACUUUUAACGCAAUUUUGUUGAUUGGAUCUUUUGGAUUUUCUAUUGGAGAACACACUUGGAGGACAUUCUUCAAGGAAGAGGAACAACAAUCGUUGGCAGAUGUUGCAUUUUAUGUCUUUAUUGGAUGUUACUCGUAUCAAUUUCUUGUGCAAGCAUGUGUAGGUCUUUAUGGAAUUGCAUUCCAUGUCUUUAAUGGGAAAUACAUUCUAUUGGAUGACUAUAUUGCUCGUAAAUGCACUCGCUCAUUUUUGGGAAGUUGUGUUGGAGUUUCAUUUUCAAUGGUCAUUUUCAUGGCCACCAUUCUCACCGUUCACACUCUCGAUUUUCAAAAUGUGUUGAGAGAAUCUUUACCCUUCUUUACACUCGCAGGUGAUUCUGUGUUGGCUUUCUUGACCGUGUGUCUCGUAUUGGUUUGGGGACCAUUAAAUCCAUCUCUUUCGAGUCUGUAUGCAUCCAUGCAAGGAGCAAUGGAGAGACGAAGCUUAAUUGAUGAGCACUCAAAAAGCUCACUGGGAAGCUCGAGUAGCAGUACACUCAAUCAUGCAAGAUCAUCUGUAAAUAGAAUGUAA